CAUGGUCACUAACCUUUCAACCAACAGCUGAACGGCGCUUUUUUUUCCUAGCCUAGAGUUUUAAAUGAAAGCUGUAAUUCUCGCCGCCGGGUACGGAACCCGGCUCCAGAGGGAUGUCGUCGCGGACAGCAGCGGGAAGUUCGCCCACCUGGCCGGCGUCGCUAAGCCGCUGCUGCCGGUGGGUCGCUGCGCCCUGAUCUCCCACUGGGUCCACGCUCUGACCGCCUCCGGCUCCGUGGACUGCAUUUAUGUUGUUACCAACGCUGUUUACCACGCUGCAUUUGAAGAAUGGGCAGCACAUUUCACAAACGUCAGGAUUGUCAGCGAUCACACGACAAGCAAUGACGAGCGUCUGGGUGCUGUGGCCUGCCUGCAGCUCGCAGUGAAGCACUUCAAGAUAGACGACCACGUUGCAGUUAUUGGAGGUGACACCCUCUUCAAAGAAGACUUCAGCCUCAGUAAAGUAAAAGAGAGGUUUUCUGAUGUGCUAACAAAGUGUGAAGACAGCUGUCUGGUGCUCUCAUACCAGUGCAAAGAUGAAGAAACCCAGAAAUACGGAAUACUGGAAGUAGAUGGUGAUCUUCGUGUUGUCUGUAUGAAGGAGAAGCCUCUCCCUUCAGAGACAAAGUCGAGGCGAGCGUGUCCUUGCUUCUAUGUGGUUUCAAAGAAAAGCCUUCCUCUGGUGGAUACUUUCCUUGAGGAAAAGAAGGACGCUCCUAUUGAAGAGAAAGACGCUCCAGGAAACUUUGUGUCUUGGCUCAUUCCAAGGAAACCAGUUUACAUUCAUCAGAUUUCUGGCCGUUUUGAUGUCGGAAACUUGCCUUCCUAUAUUGAAUGUGACCUUUACUUCAGAGAAAAACAGGAUGUCAAGUCUUACAUGGUGUAAAAGAAACAUGAAUACACCAAAACAAAUGAUUUAUUAUGCAGUGUUUUAAAAAAUGAUCCAAGAACAGAAGAAAUCAAAUGUGACACCUCUGCCAAUGUUGAGAAUGUUUGUAAAUUUGUCUCUACAUGUACAUUUUACCUGUAUGUAAUUUUAUAAAGAAUGCUUUCUAGUAAAAUCUUUACUUUGAUCUA
This is a messenger RNA of Stegastes partitus (bicolor damselfish), 1077 nucleotides long. Its product is annotated as mannose-1-phosphate guanyltransferase. Gene Ontology annotation, biological process: biosynthetic process. NCBI's taxonomy places the organism in Eukaryota, Metazoa, Chordata, Actinopteri, Pomacentridae. The transcript is spliced from 8 exons. The record is from RefSeq and is a predicted model, not a curated record. The coding region runs from base 65 to 886 and encodes 273 amino acids.